This is a messenger RNA of Pseudophryne corroboree (corroboree frog), 4043 nucleotides long. It is a transcript of the gene CAVIN4, whose product is annotated as caveolae associated protein 4. The transcript has 2 exons. The record is from RefSeq and is a predicted model, not a curated record. Lineage: Eukaryota; Metazoa; Chordata; Amphibia; Anura; Myobatrachidae. Gene Ontology annotation, cellular component: caveola; cytoplasm. Bases 112 to 1179 code for a protein of 355 amino acids. Gene Ontology annotation, biological process: regulation of gene expression.
UACAGAGGCAGCUGUCUCUCUUUGCUCUAAUACCAGCAUUGCUCCCUGAGUCCUAAACAGUAACCAGAGGACUCCAGCUUCUGUAGACAAGCUAACGUCUAAGUGUCUAAAAUGGAUCACCAUGAAAAAACUUCAGAUCAAGUUAACUUGAAUCGAUUGUCCGUUGUCUCUGAAGAUGAUGAAGAUCAUGAUUCUGCCUUGACUAUCGUUACAGUUCUAGAUAAAGUUGCCACCAUUGUGGAUAGUGUGCAGGCUAGCCAAAAAAGAAUUGAGGAACGUCACAGAGAAAUGGAGAAUGCAAUUAAGACUAUUCAGAUUGACCUCCUAAAACUUGCUCAGGCUCAUAGCAAUACCAGCUUCACAGUUAACAAACUAUUUGAAAAGACUCGUAAAGUAAGCUCCAAUGUGAAAGAUGUAAGAUCCCGAGUAGAUAAACAGAGUGAUCAAGUUCAAAAAGUAGAAUCCAAACAAGAGGAAAUGCUGAGAAAGAACAAAUUCAGAGUUGUCAUUUUCCAGGAGGAUAUCGAGUGUCCAACAAAACUGACUGUUGCUAAAGAAUCCACAUUGGAUGGACUUUUGAGGGACAAACUACACCCACCAAAUGACCUCUCUUCUGAUGAAGAGUACGAAGUGGAAGAGUCCAGGUCUUCACGUCUUAAGAAAUCUGGCAUGCAGAGAAUUGAUAAUAUCAAGAAAGCAUUUUCCAAAGAAAGCAUGCAGAAAACAAAGCAAAACUUUGGAAAGAAAGUAAAUAGGAUCCGCACAAGGAUAGUAACUCCAGAAAGAAGAGAGAGAAUUAGACAGUCCAGCGAGAGGCUAAAACAAUCUGGAGAGAGAUUUAAACAAUCCAUAGCAAAAGCAGCACCCAAGAAAGAAACAUUUAAAAUAAACAUCAAAAAGAAGGGAAAACAGCGAACCACAGCAGAAGGCCAAGAGGGUGGUGAGGAAGAUGAGGUAGACUCAGUCUCUGAGAGUGACUUAGUACAACCUGUCUCGGAGGUCACCUACACUGAAGUGGUCACUGUAAAGAAGAAGAAGAAGAAGAAUGAAGAAAAAGCUGAACUUUUGCCAUCCCAGGAUGAGGAGAAACCCAACCCUGCCUCUGAAAAGUCUCUGCUGAAAUUGGAGACAAAACUAGACGCAGAUGAGACCCCACUUGUGGAUAUCAAGCUGUCAUAAUGAGGAAACUUCCCAAGAAGAGGGUCCAGGAUGUACUUAUAGCUAGCCACACUAGGCCUGUGUGUAAGUUAUAUCCCAUAACUCCUAAACCAACCUAGUACAAGCUAUUUCCACCUUACAUGUAGUACUACCCUAUUUACACAUAGGAUUUUAAAUAUCUCUUUAUGCUGAUAGCUAUGGUCACUGCUUGAUCAAGAAAGAACAUAACCUGUUGAAGUUGACUUUGGCUAUGGAAAGUUCAUAUAAACAUGUACUGUAUAAUUCACUUAUCCCAAUCAUUAAAAGUGUUCAACAUCUAACUACUUAAAAUAAACGUUACGUGGAGUGAACUUGACUGACUAAUAACAUGGUACAUGGAUGAAUAAGAUUAGGUGGUAAAAGCAAAACAACAAAUGUAAUAAAGGUGCAAUAGCAUGUGGUACAGUAAUACCAGCUGUUAGUAUACCAAAAUCAUUGAGCCUCUUGUUAGCUGAGACUGCAGCCCAGGGAUCUCCAUGCACUGGGUAACGGGCUCCAGAAUGUAACUAAAACCUAUCUUCAUGGCAUACAGUACAGAGAAGUUUUAAAACAUGAAGUUUUAUAAAAUAUUGUUUUAACUAUAGGUUUGAAUCAUAUACGUAAGCGUGGUUGUGUUUUAAUAAAAUAAAGUGUAAGUACAGUUUGGAACACUCUAGUUUCAGAAAUUACAGUGAGAACGUUGCCAUGAAAGAGAAAAUCCUUUUAGAACUUUUUUUUAUUAGUGAAAUAUUGGGCCGUCAUGCAGUUGACUCUUCUACUUCCCCAGAAGGAAGCCACCCAGGCUGGGCAUGUGACCUUAGCCCUGUGCAUACAGCCUAGGAGGAAGCAAUUGGUCCACAGAGUCACUUUUCCCCACCCAGAAUUUGUAUCCGAGGAACUGUGUAUUUGGCCCCAUCCAUUCCACUAUAAUCAAUACAAAGGUACAGGUACUGUGUAUCUGCUUUCCUCCUUGACACCCCUUUACACUUGUAUUGGUAUUACAUAUCUGCAUGGUGUACAAUUAAUAAAAGUGUAAUAGAGAGUCUUUAUUUCCAAACAACAGACCCCGAACAACACUACAUUUUGUUUAUGUAUACUGUAACUCUUAGUGACUGUACAUCGUUACCACCAUUGUACUAGGUAAUACUUGACCAUUUCAGAUUAAAUAAGUGCAUGUUAAAUUUUAAUGCAAAACCAAAUUCAUUUCAUGGUACACUUCUAAAUGAUCAGCAAUAUCCAGUAAUUGUUCACUAGAGAUCUAUAGAAAUAGCAAAGUCACUAUAUACAUCCUUCACUGUAAUGGCUGGGUGACAGAUUGCAUGAGAUCUUGGUUUGGGAGCCACAUGGAUUCCUACACUAUUACACCAACCUGCUAGAUAGAAAAUACCUCAUUUCGGAGUUAUAAUCUCUUUGCAAAAUACUAAUGCAAUUCUAUAUUUAAAUUCUGUUUACAGUAGAUUAAGUACAGAUUUUUUUUAAUCUAUUUACUCAAUUAUUUACUGAACCCGUAAUGCCUGGAUGUUCAUAUGGCACCCAUUCAGCCAGGAAACUAGGUAUAUAUGACAUACUAACACUCUGUAUGGAUCACAUAAUUUCUCUCUAUUCCUGCUGCUAUAUUGAUGUGGAUGGGCUUGUGUUGUGAAAGAGUUUAGCAUCCCUUUAAAUAGUCUUAUAGGCGAAAAUAUUUUGUCAAUGAAUAGAUUAAGGAUUGGACAAUGACAAUGCUGCGGCAACGGAAUUACUCAUGGGGCUAUAUAAAUAUAUAAUAUAAAUUUUAUUUUGCAACAGUGCAAUGCCACUUCUACCCAAGGGCAAGAGAAUUUGGCAGGUGUACAUUUGCAUUACUUGAUUAACAGGGGGGCAAAUUGUGUACAAUGAUUAUUGUUAAUAUGAAUGGGGGAAAAAAUCGGGGUCCUCUUUCAGCCCAAAUUCCAAGCUACCACCUCAAAUAAUUGUUAUUAUCUACCAGUGGUUAUUUUUAUUAUUAUCUGCUACUGGUUUCUGUCAUUUAUUAUAAUAAUAUAAGAAGUCCCAUGGCCUAGUUUCUUUCUAGAGGUCAUAGAACUCUAAGAGGCCGUUGACAGAACUCAGAAGUGAUUUUUAAUAUCUGUAUAAUGUAAAUGGUUUGAGAUACAUUAUUUGUUAUAAUAAUAACAACUUAGUCUGUUUAAACAAAUUUGUCAUAAAAAUAUAUUGGUUACAGUGCAAGUAGGAGAAGAUAUGAGAGGAAAUGAUGUAAGUUUAUAAAUGAGGGAAAAUUCUGGGAAAUGUUUUAUUUUAUUAAUUUUAUCAUUUUUGUUUAGGAAAAGUGUAAAAUAACUGGUAGUGAAAGCAUACUAGCAUGGUAUGUGUUGUGUUGUAGGUAAAGCUAUCUGCUGUGGUAUGCGUAUGUCUAAAGGCAUGGUGCAUUGUGGAAGGGAGAAGUGACACUAAACAUAAGGAAGGCGGUAGCUACUGUUAUACUGUAUGUAUAUAUACUGUGAAAUAUUAGGCUAAAUUCCUGCUUUUACAUUAAAUUAGCAUUGUCAACACAACGUAUACAUGCCAACAAAGGGCAAUCACAUCUAGGUAUGAUGUGUGAUACAUACAUCACCUCGGCAGCUAUCUCAUAUUUCAUAGGAUAUUAUUAGAUAUAUAACUACAUUUUAUCUAGAGAUGAACUAAAGAGACUAUUUCCUUUUCAAACCAUACAUUCUGUAAUGUGAUUACUUUGUGUGUUAUGAUCAAUAAUAAUUUGUCAUUGUACACUCUAGUACUGCAAAAUGCUUCAUUUAAAUUGGCUAACAAUAAUAUUGCAUGACAGAACAAUAUGUGGAGGAUGGCUAUUUGUAACCUACAUUGUUAAUAAAUCAUUUGAUACUACUCAA